Messenger RNA from Penicillium verhagenii, 1104 nucleotides. Its product is annotated as putative C2H2 transcription factor. Bases 1 to 1104 code for a protein of 367 amino acids. The transcript has a single exon. The record is from RefSeq and is a predicted model, not a curated record. Lineage: Eukaryota; Fungi; Ascomycota; Eurotiomycetes; Eurotiales; Aspergillaceae.
AUGUCCAACAAGCAUAACAACUACCAUGUCGCCGAUCAUAACGGUCUGACAGCAGCUGGCAGUAGCCCGGGUAGUCUCCCGCCACAUCUGGUAGGCCUGACGAGGAUCCCUGUCAGCUCAUCGUCAUCACCCAGGCAUUCAUCUGGGCUGCAGCCUUCUUUAGGCUACGGACCUGUUCCCCCCGAGUCCACAAGAUCUUUCCUAGCGCCAGAAGAAUAUUCCUCAGAGCAACGAGCCUCACCCGUCAGCGACGCCAUGGGUUCUUUGUACACUUGGUCUAGUGCAUCUGAUGCAGAGAUGCUACGACCUCCGGCCUCAAUGGACCCUAUCAUUUGCUCUGCUACUUCUUCGCCCUUCAUGCAGUCUUACUUCACAUUCGACUCCCCUCAGACCUCUCUAGGUCAACUUCUGCCACCAACAUCUGGCUAUACCCCCGAGGACAUAAAUCAGUGGUGCAUCAAUAGCCAUUCCACAGGCACCUUCCAACCAACAGCAUCCUACCCGCAUUACCAUCAACCUGGAACACCAGAAAUGCCCCAGACUGACUAUGCAUCUCUUAACGAUAACAUAAACACCUCCACACAAUGGUUUAGUGUCCCAAACACCGACGGCUAUCUCUCCCCUCACUCUGUCCCUGCGGUCCCAAUCUCGGUUUCAGCCCCAUCUUCCGCCCUCGAUACCAACUCGCUAUUGGGUACCUCUCCAACCCCAACCACUAUUUCUGACCUCGACACCCCAAUACCCAAUCUUCAGUAUAACUCUCCACCGAACAACCCAGCCGAUCUAACCCGCUAUGGAAUCCCAGCGGGUGAUGGUACUUGGCGCUGCGCCCACCCGGGCUGCACGUCUCGGACCUCCUUUCGACGUGGCUGUGAUCUGCGUAAGCAUUUCAACCGUCAUCGGAAGCACCUAUUCUGUCGACAUGAGGGUUGUCCACAGUCUAGACAGGGCGGGUUUUCUAGUAAGAAAGACCGCGCACGUCAUGAAGCCAGACAUAAUCCCGGUGUUGUCUGCGAAUGGGAAGGAUGUGGUCGGGUGUUUAGUCGGGUGGACAAUAUGAGAGAUCAUUUGCGGAGGAUUCACCGUCGGGGUGUCAGCGAUUGA